GCGCCGCGGCCCCCGGGACGGCGGCCGAGGGAGGCGCCGGCGGCGAGGGACUCCGCGGCGCCAUGGACGUCGAGAGGCUGCAGGAGGCGCUGAAAGAUUUUGAAAAGAGAGGGAAAAAGGAAGUUUGUCCUGUCCUGGAUCAGUUUCUCUGUCAUGUAGCCAAAACUGGAGAAACAAUGAUUCAGUGGUCCCAGUUUAAAGGCUAUUUCAUUUUCAAACUGGAGAAAGUGAUGGAUGAUUUCAGAACUUCAGCUCCUGAGCCAAGAGGUCCUCCUAAUCCUAAUGUUGAGUAUAUUCCCUUUGAUGAAAUGAAGGAAAGAAUACUGAAAAUUGUCACUGGAUUUAAUGGUAUCCCUUUUACUAUUCAACGACUAUGUGAAUUGCUAACAGAUCCAAGAAGAAAUUAUACAGGAACAGACAAAUUUCUCAGAGGAGUAGAAAAGAAUGUGAUGGUUGUUAGCUGUGUCUGUCCUUCUUCAGAGAAGAACAAUUCUAAUAGUUUAAGCAGAAUGAAUGGUGUUAUGUUUCCUGGAAACUCACCGAACUAUACUGACAGGUCUAAUAUAAAUGGGCCUGGAACACCCAGGCCACUUAAUCGACCAAAGCUUUCUUUGUCAGCCCCCUUGACAACAAAUGGUUUGCCUGAGAGCACAGAUAGCAAAGAGUCAGAGCUGCAGCAAAGUGAAGAGAAAGCCCACAGUGAUUCUCCAGCGGCCGAAUCAGAAGUUUCUUCAGUGAGCCCUGUUAAAAAUAAACAUCCAGAUGAAGAUGCUGCAGAAGAUGAGCAUGAGGUGAAAAGACUAAGGUUUGACAAAGAAGGUGAAGUUCGAGAGACAGCUAGCCAAACAGUGUCCAGUGAAGGCGCUUCAGUUAGGGCAGAGGAAGCGCAAACAGCAUCUUCCCCUACAGAGAAGGACAGAGAAGGUCGGACCAGGCAGCACUGUAUAGAAGAGGAUGAGGAAGAGGAGGAAGAGGAGGAAGAAGAAUCUUUUAUGUCACCAAAAGAGAUGAUCCCAGAAAGAAAAAAUCAAGAAAAAGAACCUGAUGACACCUUAGCUGUGAAUGAAGAGACUUCAGAGGAGAGUAAUCAGAUGGAGGAUUCUAAUCCAUCUCCAACUCAGAAAGAUGCCCAUGUGGAAAGGAGUGAAAGUACAGGGGCUGUGCGCAGUGGUUCUGACUGCCGGGACACACAAGAAUCAGGGGGGUCCCCCUCCAGCAAAACUGGAGAAAGUGUGUCAGAGUCAUCCAUGGAAAAUGACAGUGCCACAGAUGUCACAGAUGAACCAAUGGAACAAGACUAACUAAAUAGAAACACUUAGAGGCAGUAUUUUACAUACAGUUCUGGUUUUACACUGUAUAAAACUUUUAAGUAAUAAAUAAAGUGGACCUUUAGUUUUACAAGAGAAACAGGCUGUAAAUUAAAGAACCUUAAGAUUAAACCCUGAGAGAGUUGUACAUGGAAGAGCUGUGAAUACUGGCUCCUUUGGGUCCCGCUUUUUGCUGAUUUUCCUGUUUUGUUUGUUUGGUUGGUUUUUUGGUUCGGUUUUUACUGGUGUACUCAAAUCAGUGGUUUGUGUAUAGAAUUUUUUUUUUUUUUUUAAUUUAGAUAAAGUUUUUAAACUGGAAGAUAAUUAUAAUUUUGAAAACUUUUUAAGGGUGAUCACAUUUGGUUUAUACAUACUCAAGGAAGAUUUUUGUCUUGUCUCUAGUGGUUUCCAUAUUUUGGUCAUAGUUUAAACAUGUUAACAUGUGAAUUAUAGGGUUUCAUGUGGUUUCAGAUUUUUAUGUUUGACUGUACAAUGGAACUUUAAGUCAUAUAUACAUAUAUAGAUUAUCCUAAGGGGGAAUGUUAUAUUUUUCUGUUUCUAUACGAGAUAAAUACAGUGGAUACUUUUUUAUUGGUAAUGACUGACUUCACUUCUUUCAGAAGACAUUUUCUUUUCUGGGUAAUGGAGAUGCAAUCUGGCCCCUGUGAAACCCUGAAAAUCUUUUCUGUUGGAAUGCUAGGUUAAACACAUUCCAAGAGAUCUGUACAAACUAAAUUCUUUUGUAUACUUCUAAGGUGCCUGAGGAAAAAAGACUUCACUAUUUAUGAGAAAAUGUGCUUUAUCUUGGGAGUUGCAUUCAAGCAUUAGCUUACUGUUUGUAGAAUGAGUGCUUAGGAGCCUGACCUGAAACCACCUCAGAAGAGCCUGCAGGUCCCAUAACGUUCAAUUGCUUUUCUGAACAUUGUGAACAUUACAGCUUUUUCUAAAUUAUCCUAUGUUCACAUGGCACUGGUGUGAAACAUCACUGUACUGGAAGAAUUAAUAGACUAUUUCAGUAAUGUACCUGAGCUAAAAUGACUAAAGCUUUAGAGGUACACAGAAACCACCAUGAUUUGUAUAACAUUUAGAAGUGAAUUAAUAUUUUUGAACAUGCUUCUUCGACGGCCAGUGUUCUAUUUUUCAGAUCAACAAAGCACAAUGGUUACUAUUCUAAACUCAAUAUUUUCAAAUCCACGUAUUUAAGUCAUGCAAGCUGCAACUUCCCUGUCAAAAUUACUGGCUGCCAAAUUUAUACCUGUUUCUUCAGCUGUACCUUUUGAUAUUUAGAAUUUUUAAAUUUCUGUAAAGUAGAUUUUGUAGACUGUAAUGUGUUCACUGCCUUUGUGAAGCGGUAUAUAAUUGUAUAAUUUCGUGUGUAACUGAAUGCUUGGGCUUUCAAUACAGUAUUCAUAUAAAGCAAUAAAAAUGUUAUGAAAUAUUUGAGUACAUUUUUAUCAAAAUACGAAGAACCCCUUUUUUAGUUUCAGACACCUGAGGUACACAGAUGGACGUAUGAUAUCUGAUGCAAACAGUUCUCACACUGUAUCAUAAGCUUCGGGUGGUCUGGAGGGGAACCACAUGGUUUGCAUUUUGACUACUUAGACAUUACUAUGGUUAAAAAGAUACUUGGCUCCAUUUGUUCAUAAAGUAAUAUACUACUGACUGUCAACCUUCAGGCUCACAGAAGCUAGAUGAUAGAUUUAGGAAUCUGUGAUAAAAUUGGAUGUUGGUUUACUGAGCCCAAGAGGGAUGAAAAUCAAAUACAACUUAGUUUUU
Molecule: messenger RNA, 3083 nt
Organism: Acomys russatus (golden spiny mouse)
Lineage: Eukaryota; Metazoa; Chordata; Mammalia; Rodentia; Muridae
Gene: Ppp4r2
Product: protein phosphatase 4 regulatory subunit 2
Exons: 9
Coding region: 63-1301 (412 amino acids)
Biological process (GO): protein dephosphorylation
Cellular component (GO): protein phosphatase 4 complex; nucleus; cytoplasm
Molecular function (GO): protein phosphatase regulator activity
Source: RefSeq, a predicted model, not a curated record